This is a messenger RNA of Chenopodium quinoa (quinoa), 2091 nucleotides long. Its product is annotated as cysteine--tRNA ligase, chloroplastic/mitochondrial-like. Gene Ontology annotation, cellular component: cytoplasm. Gene Ontology annotation, biological process: cysteinyl-tRNA aminoacylation. The transcript has 9 exons. Gene Ontology annotation, molecular function: ATP binding; cysteine-tRNA ligase activity. NCBI's taxonomy places the organism in Eukaryota, Viridiplantae, Streptophyta, Magnoliopsida, Caryophyllales, Amaranthaceae. The record is from RefSeq and is a predicted model, not a curated record. The coding region runs from base 92 to 1828 and encodes 578 amino acids.
GUCUCAAAAAUCAACCAUCCUUUAGUUAGUGGUGGUACAUAAAACCCAAAUUGACGAAACCACAUCAAGAUUAUCUCCAAAAUAGCCGAAAAUGGUAGCACUAGCAAGGUGCUGCAAACCCUUCCUCCCGCCAUAUCUAACCCCUCUUUCUCUCUCCAAAACCCCACUUCAAUUCCGUUCUCAAUUCUCCAAUCACCCCAGAAACUAUGCAAUCAACAAAAGGGUUCGUUCAUACUGUUCUACCCCGUCAAUUAAUGGUCAAAAUACCAAUAGUAAUUCGAUUAUUGAUUCAAAUAACGAGAAAUUAGAGGGUGGAAUCAAGAAAGAAUUGUGGCUUUAUAAUACAAUGAGCAGGCAAAAGGAAUUGUUUAAACCUAAAAUUGAUGGUAAAGUGGGAAUGUAUGUUUGUGGGGUUACUGCUUAUGAUUUCAGCCAUAUUGGUCAUGCUAGAGCUUAUGUUACCUUUGAUAUUCUCUACAGGCAUCUCAAGCAUAUAGGUUAUGAAGUCUGUUAUGUUCGCAACUUUACGGAUGUUGAUGACAAGAUAAUUGCCAGAGCUAACGAACUGGGGGAGAAUCCAAUAUCUCUUAGCAAACGUUUUUGUGACGAAUUCCUCCAAGAUAUGGCCUAUCUGCAUUGUUUGCCUCCAUCUGUAGAACCACGUGUCUCUGAUCACAUACCACAAAUUAUAGACAUGAUUAAGCAGAUUGUUGAUAAUGGCUUUGCCUACAGUGUGGAUGGAGAUGUUUACUUCUCGGUGGCAAAGGUCCCUGAUUAUGGACAAUUGUCUGGACGAAGAUUGGAAGACAAUCGAGCUGGUGAGCGAGUAGCUAUUGACUCGAGAAAGAGACAUCCAGCUGAUUUUGCAUUAUGGAAAUCUGCCAAAGAAGGAGAGCCCUUUUGGGAGAGUCCAUGGGGUCCUGGAAGACCUGGUUGGCAUAUUGAAUGCAGUGCUAUGAGUGCUGUAUAUCUGGGCUACUCUUUUGACAUACAUGGUGGUGGGAUGGACCUUAUGUUUCCUCACCAUGAAAACGAAAUCGUUCAGAGCUGUGCUGCAUGUCGUGAAAGUAAUAUAAGCUACUGGGUACAUAAUGGAUUUGUCACUAUAAAUUCGGAAAAAAUGUCCAAAUCUCUUGGUAACUUCUUCACAAUCCGGCAGGUUAUAGAACUUUAUCACCCACUUGCCUUGAGACUCUUCCUCAUGGGAACCCACUAUCGCUCUCCAAUAAAUUAUUCUGAUGCCUUACUAGAGUAUGCAUCAGAACGUAUUUUCUACAUAUACCAGACAUUAUAUGAUAGUCAAGUUCUUCUGGGCGAGCAUGACAAGGCUAGUUUAAAAAACUCAAUUCCCCAGGAUAUUGCAAGUUGCAUCAAUGAUUUCCAAAAUAGUUUUGUGAAUUCCAUGUCAGAUGAUCUCCUCACUCCAGUUGUUCUUGCUGGACUGUCUGAUCCGUUGAAGACCAUGAAUGAUCUUCUUCAUACUCGUAAGGGAAAGAAGUGUGAGCAGCGAAUUGAAUCACUUGUAGCCUUAGAGAAGGCAAUCAGAAAUGUGCUGGCUGCUCUUGGGUUGAUGCCAUCAAAUUACUCAGAGGCUUUACAUCAGCUCAAAGAGAAGGCUUUGAAACGUGCCAAGCUCUCAGAAGCUGAAGUUAAGCAAAAGAUUGAAGAGAGAGACACAUCAAGGAAGAACAAAGAAUAUGAGAAGUCAGAUGCAAUAAGGAAAGAACUGGCUGCAGUGGGAAUUACUCUGAUGGACAGCCCAGAAGGAACGACGUGGAGACCUGUGGUUCCCACUGCACUACAACAAGUGCCAACAAUGGCUAGCUGAGUCAAUGUAACAUGAUUGUUUUUAUACCAUAUCAGAAAUUCAAAGUCAAGGAGACAUUAUUUAUAAAUUUUGAAAUUUUCUGUAGAUUAUUUUGAGUUUUCUGGUGAAAAAACUUGAGGUUGAGCAUAAGAUAUGCGGCUUAAUAAUCUAAUACUAUUACUGGAAACAUUUUGUGUUUAUUAGUUUACAAGUGCUCUUCUUAUGUACAAGUUCGAAUGACUCACCAUAUUGUUUCCAAUUUACUAUAUGAUUUCUUGCCUCAA